This is a messenger RNA of Gambusia affinis (western mosquitofish), 1076 nucleotides long. Its product is annotated as triadin-like. The coding region runs from base 477 to 911 and encodes 144 amino acids. Gene Ontology annotation, cellular component: membrane; sarcoplasmic reticulum. Gene Ontology annotation, molecular function: signaling receptor binding. The record is from RefSeq and is a predicted model, not a curated record. The transcript has 6 exons. Lineage: Eukaryota; Metazoa; Chordata; Actinopteri; Cyprinodontiformes; Poeciliidae.
UGUCUCAUUGACUAUUUUGGACCCUCAGAGGGGCGGGGUGACUCUCAGAGGGUUGACCUCCCUCUCUCUGCUCCUUUCUAUUCAUCCAAAACUUCUGCCUGUCCUCAGGAUUCCAUUAAAUUUCUGAACCUUUGACUUAAUUUCUUGGAUUUAAGCCGCAAGAGUCAAGAGAUACACUCCACAACAGGGAGUAAAGCAACAUUAUUUUAAGGGAUCUUUCAUUUUCUCAUGCUGGGGGGCCUUUUCAGUGUAUUAUUAGACCUGCUGUGAUCCAGCUCAGCACAACUGUUGCAGGCUUAUUGCUGCCGGAUUUGAACGUUGCCUUUCUUUCAAUCAACUGAGACAGAAAGUGAUUUUAGGAAGGAGUUACAUGCUGGUUUCCCUGGCAACGCAGUCUUUCCCAGGAUUUCUGAGGACCAAAAGUUGCCUGCGAACAUUCGUCAAACUCAAAAAUCUGUCUCCAGCUCCUUUCAACAAUGACCAGCGGUGGAGAGACUGGCCCGCCGUCCCGGUCCAAUCAGAGGACGUUUUUGGAUGACAUCAUUUUAACCUUCAGUUCGCCCAUGGCCUGGCUGCUGGUCAUGGCCCUGGUCCUCACGUGGUCAGGUGUGGCCAUCGUACUGUUUGAUCUGCUUGAUUACAAGACCCUAGCAGACAAUGUCAGAGACAGAAGACCAGGGCUCCCUCCUCCUCCUGCCAUCGCAAAGAGAGGCUUGAAGGCUCGAGCUGCUCUUCGUUCACUAAAGCCAAGCCCUGCUGGAGUUCACAGCGACAUCACGCCUCAGGAGAGCGACGACUGGCUGGAGAUGAUAUGGUCCUUCGCAGCAAGUUUGGUAGCACCUGAUGAGGAAGAGGAAGGUAUUCAUCAGCUCACUGAAACCUUCACAUCUUUCGGUUCAGAAGAACUCUGAGGGAGAGGAGGUGGGAAAGCACUGAGCAACGAUAAGCAUCCAAAGAGGGAGAUGUGAGGAACUGGAAGGAGUUGGAGGAGAAUCAGACACAUCAUAGCAUCAGAAAUUGUAUUUUCUGACUAUCCUUAGCUGUCACCUGAUCAUUAAAAGAAUAUUACUUUAAAA